Molecule: messenger RNA, 2202 nt
Organism: Verticillium alfalfae VaMs.102
Lineage: Eukaryota; Fungi; Ascomycota; Sordariomycetes; Glomerellales; Plectosphaerellaceae
Product: glycogen debranching enzyme
Exons: 2
Coding region: 1-2202 (733 amino acids)
Biological process (GO): glycogen catabolic process
Molecular function (GO): amylo-alpha-1,6-glucosidase activity; 4-alpha-glucanotransferase activity
Source: RefSeq, a predicted model, not a curated record
AUGCUCGAGGUGGAUACCAGCGAAGAGGCAACAAAAGAAGUCCUCGAAGACAAGAAGUACCUCAGAGGCCUACCUAGCCGCGUCAUUGAUGUGCCUGGUAUUCGCAUGGAAGUCAAGGGCGAUGAGACUGUCAUCUCAGUCCGCGACAAGUUCCCUCCCGGAAGCAUCGCGCUUUUUGAGACUUGGAUUCCUGCUGCCGAACACUCUGCUGGUCUUGACAAUUACGUCACGUCUGGUGCCAAAAAAGCUUUUGCUGACCUGAGCCUUAUCGAUCUCAAUUUUCUCCUCUACAAAUGCGAGGCUGAGGAGAGAGAUGGCAGCGAUGGAGCGGAUGGCUGCUACGACAUUCCUGGCCACGGCAAGCUGGUAUAUGCCGGCCUCCAGGGCUGGUGGAGCCUUUUGAAAGAUAUCAUUCCCGAGAACAACCUCGCUCAUCCCCUGUGUCAGCAUCUUCGAGAUGGCCAGUGGGCCCUUGACUACAUCGUCGGCCGGCUGGAGCGCGCAGCCAAGAAGCCUGGGCAGGAGGCCCUCAAGAAGCCCGCCGACUGGUUUCAAGAGCGAUUUGAUGCCCUGCGACAGAUCCCAAGCUUCCUCCUUCCGCGAUACUUCGGCCUUCUUCUCAGGACCUCCUACAUUGCAGCUUGCGAGCGCGGCAUUGAGCUGAUGAGCGCCAACGUGGGUCAAGGCCAGUGGUUCCUGCAAAGCCUUGCCAUGGUUGGCGUACAGCAGACAGGUCUUGUCAAGUCUGGGUCUCUGUAUCCCAAAAAGUUGGUGCCUUCGCUCGCGGCAGGCCUUCCCCACUUUGCCGUCGAAUGGGCACGAUGCUGGGGUCGCGACGUAUUCAUCUCGCUCCGUGGCCUGUACCUUGGCACCGGUCGCUUUGAGGAGGCAAAGGAGCACAUUCUGGCCUUCGCCAGCGUCUUGAAGCACGGUCAGAUCCCCAACCUCCUCAGUAGUGGCAAUGCGCCCCGGUACAACUCUCGCGACUCCAUCUGGUUCUUCCUGCAGUGCAUUCAGGACUAUGUUAAGUAUGCGCCAGAAGGUGUUGACUUCCUCAAGACCAGUGUCAAGCGCCGCUUCCUCCCGUACGAUGACACUUGGUUCGACACAGAGGACUCGCGAGCGUACUCACAGGAGAGCACCAUUGAGGAUGUUAUUCAGGAAGCGUUGCAGAGGCACGCCACGGGCAUGGCUUACCGCGAGGCCAAUGCUGGCCCAGGCAUCGACAGCCAGAUGAAAGACGAAGGCUUCAACAUCGCCAUCGAGGUUGACUGGGAAACCGGCAUGGUCUUUGGCGGUAACCAAAACAACUGCGGCACGUGGAUGGACAAGAUGGGCGAGAGCGCCCGCGCGGGCUCCAAGGGCGUGCCUGGCACACCUCGUGAUGGCGCCGCUGUGGAGAUCACUGGUCUUCUGUACAGCACGCUUGCGUGGCUGGCUAAGCUCAGCAGCGAGGGGAAGUAUCAGUAUUCGUCCGUCAAGAAGGCAGACUCUUCUUCCAUCAGCUUUGCCGAUUGGGCGGACAUUCUACAGGCAAACUUUGAACGGUGCUACUUUGUGCCUCUCUCCUCCGAUGAGGAUGCGAAGUACGAUGUGAACCCGGCAGUCGUCAACCGCCGAGGCAUGUACAAGGAUCUGUACCGUUCCGGCAAGGAAUACGAGGACUAUCAGCUGCGACCCAACUUCCCCAUUGCCAUGACGGUGGCUCCCCAGCUCUUUGACCCCUCUCAUGCCAUGCAGGCUCUGAACCUCGCCGACACGGUCCUUCGCGGUCCCACAGGCAUGGCUACGCUUGACCCUGCCGACCUCAACUACAGGCCAUACUACGUCAACAGCGAGGACAGCGAGGACUUCGCGACAUCCAAGGGCCGUAACUACCAUCAAGGCCCCGAAUGGCUGUGGCCAACGGGCUUUUUUCUGCGUGCGCUAUUGAAGUUCGAUCUCAAGAGGCGUGACACCGACGCUGGCAGGACCGAGGCCUACCAACAAGUGACAAGAAGACUUAUCGGUUGCAAGAAAAUGAUUCAGGAGAGCCCGUGGGCCGGCUUGCAGGAGCUGACCCAGAAGAAUGGAGCGUAUUGUGGUGAUUCGUCGCCGACUCAAGCCUGGUCGGCCGGAUGUUUGAUCGACCUGUAUAUGGAUGCUGCAGAGGAGCAAGGCGGUGUCGCGGGGAACCUCACUCUGCCCACGAGGACCAAGUAG